This is a messenger RNA of Macrosteles quadrilineatus (aster leafhopper), 1608 nucleotides long. RefSeq names its product protein SEC13 homolog (gene Sec13). Gene Ontology annotation, molecular function: structural molecule activity; protein binding. The transcript is spliced from 2 exons. Bases 193 to 1137 code for a protein of 314 amino acids. The record is from RefSeq and is a predicted model, not a curated record. Gene Ontology annotation, cellular component: nuclear pore outer ring; COPII vesicle coat. NCBI's taxonomy places the organism in Eukaryota, Metazoa, Arthropoda, Insecta, Hemiptera, Cicadellidae. Gene Ontology annotation, biological process: protein import into nucleus; COPII-coated vesicle budding; positive regulation of TOR signaling.
AAGACAAACUGAAUCCGGUAUAUGACGUCUACGCCUAGCCUAAGAUACUCGAUUACUUACAUCAAAAUCAAAUCAAUAGUUCUAAACUUUGAAGUUUUGAAGCCAAGCGUGAGUUUAUGUGUGAUGUAUAGGUUCAUUUUGUUUACGAAUCAGUGAAAUUAUCUUUAGAUUAUAGACUUAAAUUCAUACAACAUGGUAACCAUUCUAAACUCGGUUGACACUGGACACGAAGAUUUAAUACAUGAUGCAGAAAUGGAUUAUUAUGGACUUCGUCUAGCAACCUGCUCUUCUGACAGUUCUGUUAAAAUAUACAAUUUGAAAAACGGAACCCAGAGUUUAAUUGCCGACCUUAAAGGCCACUACGGCCCAGUUUGGCAAGUUGCUUGGGCUCAUCCAAAAUUUGGAAAUUUUCUAGCUUCUUGCUCUUAUGACAGAAAAGUCAUAAUUUGGAAAGAAAAUGGACCUGGAGAUUGGGUCAAGUUUUAUGAGUACAAUAAUCAUGACUCUUCAGUUAACUCAAUUGCUUGGGCCCCACAUGAAUAUGGACUUCUGUUGGCCUGCGGUAGUUCAGAUGCAACAAUUUCAAUCUUGUCUUGCUCUCCAGAUGGUUCAGCUUGGGAGUCUAAGAAAAUACCUAAUGCACAUACUACUGGAUGCAAUGCAGUUAGUUGGGCCCCAGUAACAUCAACCUUACCAGGUUCAGAUCCUACUAAAGCAACACCUACAAAAAGAUUAGUUAGUGGUGGGUGUGAUAAUAUGGUAAAAAUAUGGAAAGAAGAUGGUGACCGAUGGAUUGAGGAGUCAAAACUAGAAGCUCAUUCAGACUGGGUAAGGGAUGUAGCGUGGGCACCUUCCAUAGGAUUGCCACGCAGUACCAUUGCAAGUUGUUCUCAAGAUCGAAGAGUUGUUAUCUGGACAAGUGAAGAUAACAUUAACUGGGCUUCAACGAUCCUACACACUUUUGAUGAUGUUGUUUGGAACGUCAGUUGGUCUCUAACAGGCAAUGUCCUUGCAGUCUCAGGUGGAGAUAACAAAGUUAGUUUAUGGAGAGAAAAUAAUGAAGGACAAUGGAUAUGUAUCAGCGAAGUAUCCAAAGGACAAGGGCAAAUGGCAGGCAGCGAACAAAGGGCUCUGUAAAAGGUGAAUCAUUGGGAUCCCUACUACAAUCACAGCUAUUUUCCUUUCAGAACCAAAAUUCUAGUUGAUCCUGUUCAAUAAAAAAAUGCAAGCAAAGAAGAUGAUUAAUGAAAACAGAGUUCAAUUAACAUUCAUAUAUUUUCUUUUAUUAAGUUAAUAUCUAGCCUAUAAGGAACAUCUUAUUGUAAAUAAUUCAACAUGGGGUGGAAAAAGUUUCACUGGAAAACUUUCUUGUGUAAUUACUAAUUAUAGGUCUGACACUGUUGUUUUUAUUUAGUAAAGAUCUGAAAGUAGGAAACAACCAAGGGUUCAUCAAUUAAUACUCUUUUUAAAUUUGAAUACAAUUGUUAAGAAGAUAUCUUAAAGUUUCAAUUAAGUUUUCCAGCUGUGUUUUCAACCCUAGCAUCCUUUCUUCUAUAAUUAAUAAAACAAGUUAACUAGCCUAGUGCUAAAAUAAAUCAAUUAUUAUUA